Messenger RNA from Gadus macrocephalus (Pacific cod), 3470 nucleotides. RefSeq names its product cullin 4A (gene cul4a). Gene Ontology annotation, biological process: protein ubiquitination; ubiquitin-dependent protein catabolic process; DNA damage response. The coding region runs from base 497 to 2773 and encodes 758 amino acids. Gene Ontology annotation, cellular component: Cul4A-RING E3 ubiquitin ligase complex. The record is from RefSeq and is a predicted model, not a curated record. The transcript has 20 exons. Gene Ontology annotation, molecular function: ubiquitin protein ligase binding. Lineage: Eukaryota; Metazoa; Chordata; Actinopteri; Gadiformes; Gadidae.
GCAACUGAACAGUAGCGAGAAAAGCCAUUUUGUUAUGCUAGCUGGCUAAGUGGCUAAAGCCACUGCUCCUGUAGAUCUGUGGCACAAUGUUGUUUUUAUUGUUUAGUUUGCAUUCACACUCCAUAACAAACAUGGAUACCGGACGACGCCUGUCUCUGUUUUAACAUGGGGACGUGCUUGUGAACAUUAGCCUUCAAGUGCUAAAAAAGAAGAAGAUAAUAACUGCUAGCUAUAUGCGGCUAGCUUGAAGCUGACACAUCGUUAGCGUGAUAGCUUUCUACUAAAAUGGUCUCUCUUAGAUAUUAGGGUGUUAUUUUGUAUCUUAUAAGUUGGAAUCUGCUUCUGGGUGCGUUUCUACUCGGAAUUCAUUAUUUUCUUUUAAUUCAGUUAGGUAGUAAUUCAGCAGUGACUGGCCAUCAAAACACUGCAGCAACACUACUCGCCGAACUAACUCCACCUGAGUUUGUUUCAAGAUCAGUUCAUUUCAUUUUGUGAUAUGAUGGCAGAGGAUAUCCGACAGGACAAGAAGGGUAACUUCUCUGCCCUGAUGGAGCACAACAGCAACGGAGUGACUAGGUCCUCUGCUCUGGCUGCAAGUAAGACUGGCGCCUCAAAGAAGUUGGUCAUCAAAAACUUCAAAGACAAGCCCAAGCUGUCUGAGAACUACACAGAGGAUACUUGGCUAAAGCUUUGCGAUGCAGUGGGCGCAAUCCAGAACAGCACCUCCAUUAAAUACAACCUGGAGGAGCUAUACCAGGCGGUAGAGAACCUCUGCUCCUAUAAGGUGUCCCCUACUCUGUACAGACAGCUGCGGCAGCUCUGUGAAGACCACGUACAGGCCCAGAUCCAACAGUUCAGAGAAGAGUCUGUGGACAGCCUGUCCUUCCUGAAGAGGAUGAACCGUUGCUGGCAGGACCACUGCAGGCAAACGAUUAUGAUCCGUAGUAUUUUCCUGUUUCUGGACCGAACAUACGUCCUUCAGAAUUCCCUGCUUCCCUCUAUCUGGGACACAGGUCUGGAGUUGUUCCGUACCCACAUUGUGAGCGAUAGCGGGGUCCAAAAGCGCACCGUGGACGGCAUCCUGGAGCAGAUUGAGCUGGAGCGGAGCGGGGAGACGGUGGACCGGAGCCUGCUGCGCAGUCUGCUGGGCAUGCUGUCCGACCUGCAGGUCUAUAAGGAGUCGUUUGAGGAGAGGUUCCUUGUGGAGACCAACCGCCUGUAUGCAGCCGAGGGCCAGAGGCUGAUGCAGGAGAGAGAUGUCCCUGAAUACCUGCAUCAUGUGGCUCGUCGGCUGGAAGAGGAAAACGAUCGAGUGAUCAGCUACCUCGACCAGAGCACUCAAAAACCGCUUGUCUACUGUGUGGAGAAACAACUGCUAGGCGAACACAUGACCUCUAUCCUCCAGAAGGGUCUGACCGUUCUACUGGAUGAGAACAGGGUGACAGAGUUGACCCUCCUCUACCAGCUCUUCAGUAAAGUCAAGGGAGGCUUACACACACUGCUGCAGUUCUGGAGGGACUACAUCAAGGCGUUCGGAGGGGAGAUUGUAGGGACGCCAGAGAAGGACAAGGAUAUGGUGCAGGAGCUCCUGGACUACAAGGACAAAAUGGACAACGUAGUGCACACCUGCUUCGCCCGCAACGAGAGCUUCAUCAACGCCAUGAAGGAGGCCUUCGAGGCUUUCAUCAACAAGAGACCCAAUAAGCCGGCAGAACUCAUAGCGAAGUACGUGGACUCUAAGUUGCGUGCCGGAAACAAGGAAGCUACGGAGGAGGAGCUGGAAAGGAUCCUGGACAAGAUCAUGAUUAUCUUCCGCUUUAUACAUGGAAAGGAUGUGUUUGAGGCCUUCUAUAAGAAGGACCUGGCCAAGCGUCUGCUGGUGGGGAAGAGUGCUUCUGUAGACGCAGAGAAGUCCAUGCUGUCUAAACUGAAACACGAAUGCGGUGCAGCCUUCACCAGUAAACUAGAGGGAAUGUUCAAAGACAUGGAGCUGUCCAAAGAUAUCAUGAUCCACUUCAAACAGUAUACCCAGAACCAGAGUGGCCCCAGCAACAUCGAGCUGACGGUGAACAUUCUGACCAUGGGCUACUGGCCCUCCUACAUUCCCAUGGAAGUCCACCUGCCCGCCGAGAUGGUGAAGCUGCAGGAGGUGUUCAAGGUCUUCUACUUGGGGAAACACAGUGGAAGGAAGCUCCAGUGGCAGCCCACUCUGGGCCAUGCCGUCCUGAAGACCGAGUUUAAAGAGGGGAAGAAGGAGCUGCAGGUGUCUCUCUUCCAGACCCUGGUGCUGCUGAUGUUCAACGAGGGGGAGGAGUUCAGCGUGGAGGAGAUCCGCACCGCCACUGGGAUAGAGGAGGGGGAGCUGAAGCGUACGCUCCAGUCGCUGGCAUGCGGAAAGGCCCGUGUCCUCAACAAGAACCCCCGGGGGAAGGACGUGGAGGACGGAGACCGCUUCAACUUCAACAAGGACUUCAAACACAAGCUGUUCCGCAUCAAGAUCAACCAGAUCCAAAUGAAAGAAACGGUGGAAGAGCAGGUGAGUACAACAGAGCGAGUGUUCCAGGACCGGCAGUACCAGAUCGACGCAGCCGUUGUGCGCAUCAUGAAGAUGAGGAAGACUCUGAGCCACAACCUGCUAGUGUCGGAGCUUUACAACCAGCUCAAGUUCCCUGUCAAGCCUGGGGACCUGAAGAAGAGGAUCGAGUCCCUGAUAGACAGAGACUAUAUGGAGCGUGACAAGGACACGCCCACCCAGUACCACUAUGUCGCCUGAUGGGGGGGAGGGAGGGAGGGAGGGUGGGGGGGGCUUGUAUUACUGAAAGACCCUUUUUGGCUCGUUAUGUUUGACGAUCCCCAGAUCACCUCACAUACUUCCGGACACAAACGGAUAAACUCUGGACGGGAUGGGUCCAAGCCGGCUGGAAGUUCUGUCCCUGAUUGGCCGGAUCAUUGACUCACUUUUAAACUGAAGAUAAACAAGCACUUUGGCGUGAUGUUUCCGUUUUGUUUUUUUUCUCUGGGUGAAGUUCAUGCAUCCUUGUCUGACUACAGUCACGGAGAAGGAGAGACCCAGGAGACGAUUUCUGGUGUAUGUUGUUUUUAGAAUGCCUUCUUCUUGCGGAUGCUUGUUAUGUUAUUUCUGGGGAUUCAGUCAGAUCGUCUUCAGAAAAGCGCCCUGCUGGAGCCCUGUGGCGUGGAGAGACCACUAUCAGAGCUGGGUGGCGGAGAUGAGUUGAUAUGGGGUCUGGGAGUAGAGAUGGGAGAUAAGGGUGGAGGUUGGGGAGGGCCAGAGAGAGAGAGGGAGGUGGGUUUCUAAUCUGAGGCACCAGCCAGACAACCAACUGCAGGAGAGAAACACGUUUCCAGAAAAAUGUCCAGUAGGUUGAAGACAAGAGUUUUUGUAGAUCAGAUUGUAUUCUUUGUAAGCGUGGGAAAAGUUAACCUGAAUAAAUGGUUAUUUAAUGAAUGAA